This is a messenger RNA of Adineta ricciae, 1005 nucleotides long. The record is from the annotation of a GenBank genome assembly. Lineage: Eukaryota; Metazoa; Rotifera; Eurotatoria; Adinetida; Adinetidae.
AUGGCUGACAUUGGUGAUCAACUAUUAGCAGAAGAUGACGAACACAACCAAACACGUGAACAACAAGAUAUUGACUGGAUUCAAUAUUUGAGAGACAAACUGGUAAAAUUUCAUUCCAAGGUGUCUUCGUAUGGCACUAAUGUUGCCACUGCAAAGGGUAUUCAAAAAUUAUCGUCAGAAUUCGAAAUUCUUGUCUUCGGACCCGCACGAGUGGGUAAAUCGACAUUGAUUAGAGAGAUAUCUGGCGACGAAACAAUCGUCACUAGUGCUAAGAUGAACGCUUGUACCACGUCUUCAGAAAAAUAUUCGGAUAAAUUUAAUAUCCAAUGGUGGGAUACACCAGGCUUCGAGAAUUGGUCAGUGAAAACAGCAAAAGACUUCUUCAAGGACUGUUUCUACGACCGAAAAAUUCUACCGAAAGUCGCCAUUUUUUGUCGCACAGCUAAUUCUUUGGGUUCGAGCGAUGUUGUCAAGUACAUGUUUGAUGAAAUACAAAAAAACGGCAUUCUUCUUCUCUAUGUUGUGACGAAAUGGCCGUUUAUCCCAAAAUCCGAACGAAAAGAUAUUCUUCGGGAAGCAGUCUCAUUAUUGGGCGGUCGAUCAACAGGAGUGCUUCGAUCAUCAUCAACCGGAAGUUUUCGGGCAAUUGAAUGUGCACCGAAAAAGGCCUAUAUCGUUCCAGUCAAUUCAAAGGAAGAUGAAGCUUUAGGUAUGCGUGUUCCCAAGCAGAAUUUGAGAACGUUAAGACAGAUUCUCAUUACGAAGCUGGAUGAUGAAUCACAAGGCAAACUCGUUCAGUUAUACAAAGAUAAUUUGGAUUUUUGGUCAAAACUCGGCUAUGGCGCUAUCGAAAUUAUUGAUGAUCUGGGUGUAGGAACAGCUCCAGCGAUGCUUUCAGCUGAAGAAAAUGCAGUUUAUACACAGGUGAAAAAUGGCAACAAUCCAGUCAAAAAUGUUGCACCAGUUUUAAUGGCAAUCAUUGACAAGUAUUUUCAAAGUAGAUAA